Messenger RNA from Phyllostomus hastatus (greater spear-nosed bat), 1146 nucleotides. RefSeq names its product serpin family B member 9 (gene SERPINB9). Gene Ontology annotation, cellular component: cytoplasm. The record is from RefSeq and is a predicted model, not a curated record. NCBI's taxonomy places the organism in Eukaryota, Metazoa, Chordata, Mammalia, Chiroptera, Phyllostomidae. The transcript has 6 exons. Gene Ontology annotation, biological process: negative regulation of endopeptidase activity. Bases 1 to 1146 code for a protein of 381 amino acids. Gene Ontology annotation, molecular function: serine-type endopeptidase inhibitor activity.
AUGGAUGCUCUUUCUGAAGCAAAUGACACCUUCGCCCUCCACCUUUUAAAGAUACUAUGUGAAGACAACGCUUCUCAGAACGUGUUUUUUUUUUCUCCUCUGAGCAUCUCCUCAGCACUGGCUAUGGUCUUUCUGGGGGUGAAAGGAAACACUGCUGCCCAGAUAUCCCAGGUAGAUCUGCUUACCUCUUGUCUCAGGGAAGGGGCUAAGGACAUUCAUGUGGGUUUCCAGUCCCUUCUUGCUGAAGUGAACAAACCUGGCACUCAGUACUUGCUCAGAUCGGCCAACAGGCUCUUUGCAGAAAAGGCUUGUGAAUUCCUUUCAACCUUUAAGGAACUCUGUCGCCAGUUCUAUCAGGCUGAGCUGGAACUGCUUUCCUUUGCCAAAGCUGCAGAGAAGUCCAGGAAACAUAUCAAUACUUGGGUCUCAGAAAUGACUGAAGGUAAAAUUCAGAACUUGUUGCCAGAAAAAGCUGUUGAUGAACAGACAAGGCUGGUUGUUGUCAAUGCUGUCUACUUCAAAGGAAGAUGGAGUGGACCCUUCGAGAAAGCAUGCACAAAGGAAAUGCCUUUUAAAAUAAGCCAGAAAGACCAAAGGCCAGUGCAGAUGAUGUUCCAGGAGGCUAUGUUUAACCUUGCCUACAUAGAAGAAGUGAAGGCCCAGGUGCUGGAGCUGCCCUAUGAGGGUGAGGAGCUAAGCAUGCUCAUCCUGCUGCCUGACCAUAAUGUGGAUCUAAGCUUGGUGGAAAAAGAGCUCACUUUUGAGAAGUUCAUAGCCUGGACCAAGCCUCAUUGUAUGAUGUGUACUGAAGUUGAAGUUUUCCUUCCAAGAUUUAAACUGGAAGAGCAUUAUAACAUGGAAUCUGUGCUUCAACGUUUGGGAAUAGUUGAUGCUUUUCAAGUGGGCAAAGCCAACUUUUCAGCAAUGUCAGCUGAGGAAGACCUCUGUCUGUCCAAGUUUGUGCACAAGGCCUUUGUGGAGGUGAAUGAGGAAGGCACUGAGACUGCAGCUGCCUCAUACACGGAGUUUUUUGACUGUUGCCUGGAAAAUGUGCCAAAGUUCUGUGCAGACCAUCCCUUCCUUUUCUUCAUCAGGCACAACAUAGCCAACUGCAGUCUGUUCUGUGGCAAGUUUUCCUCUCCAUAA